Messenger RNA from Alligator sinensis (Chinese alligator), 4017 nucleotides. RefSeq names its product cytochrome b5 reductase 4. The transcript has 16 exons. Gene Ontology annotation, biological process: superoxide metabolic process; generation of precursor metabolites and energy. Gene Ontology annotation, cellular component: endoplasmic reticulum. NCBI's taxonomy places the organism in Eukaryota, Metazoa, Chordata, Crocodylia, Alligatoridae. Gene Ontology annotation, molecular function: heme binding; oxidoreductase activity. The coding region runs from base 1888 to 3408 and encodes 506 amino acids. The record is from RefSeq and is a predicted model, not a curated record.
CUGGAGUCUUGUCUGGUUUCUUAAAGUGUCCAAGGAAGUUUGGACAGAUGUUCUCCAGGGAGACGGGUGACACAGCGAACUUGUUCACCGGUGUGGUGUUGCAUUGGAUCAAGCGUAACAAAAUUGAAACUAAUGUCAAAAAGUCGAAAUAGGGUGUCAGUUUAGAAAUGUUGUAAGUGCAAAAGGUUGUAACUCGAAACGUAAGUGAAGGACUGCCUGUAUCUGAAGCCCCAGGCUGAAGAGUGGGGGAGGAAGGAGACUUGCCGGUGGUAGCGCCACAUGGACUUGAAUGCUUGAGCUCUGCUCAAUCCAGGGGAUUUGGAACAGAUUUGGCUGAUUUGGUCUAAGACAAAAUUAAAAAAAAAAAAGGAGAGAGUAAAACUAGUCUCACGGACGGUGUAAACCUAGCUUUCGUUCCCUGCUCACGGGUCCCCUGUGCAACACUUGGUCAGCUCUGCUUCCCGAUGAUAGGAGGAGCCAGCACUGAAGGAUCGAAAAGUAACAUCACUAUGAACACUUUGGCCACCACAAGCCAGCUGCACCUCUGGUGACUUUGCUGACAUCUGCUCAAAACCCAAAAAGUCAGAAGGAUCAUGAGACCCCACUUCUGCAGUCUGUAUUCAUACUGAAAAUCAAGACCAAGUGAACUGUUGCUCUUUCACAUGCUUCUGUGUCUGCAAACAAGCAGCAUCCUGAUGUAGUGGGAUGAAAUGUCCAUCUCCUAUGGAGGUGAGUGGCCUCACUUUACACUUGCAGUUGGAAAAAAUAAUUGACUCUUUUCCUUCAUGCCCUUGUAUACUGUGGCCCUCCCUGCCAAACACUUGAACGAGAAUGGGCACUUUCUCAGUACUUUUGAAAAAAAGUCUCAGUUUAUUUGAGUGAGCGGUGUCAAAAGAUACCUGACCAAUAUGCUGCAUCUGGCUCGCAUGCUCCCAGAGGGGCUGGGUCCAUGGCUGAAUUACGGUGUGUGAACCCCUGUUUGGGACAUGUUGUUGGUGAGUAACGGCUGUCUCUUUCUGUCUUUUUCUCCAUUUUCUCCUCUUCUGUGCAUUUGUAUGUUCACAUCCAUUAUGCUAUAACCAGGAAUUGGAAACAUGGCAAGAUAGCUAAACCUGGUAGGCACAAGUGACUACAGAAAAUGGAGACCUGUGGACCAUAAGUGGUGCCUAAGUAUAUUUUUUUGUCUGUGUGAGAGCUUUCUUUCCAAUCUUGGUAAAACAACUGUUUGGAUAUUGUUUAACAAUGUAGACUAGUUUUACCUUUGGCAUAAGUGGCUUUAAUCCCAUUUGAGUGUGGAAUUGUUCAAAUCAACAUUGCAAUCUGUUUUUACUGCACACUUCACAGAGGUUUCCUUUAUUCUCCGGGCAGAAGUUAACCCUCAAGGCUUCCUGACAUUGCUUACCCUGUUGCUGAACAUGGGUCCAGAUGUGGCCCCCAAGGAGUCCCCACAGUGUAGAUCCAGGCCAGCAGGCCAAGGGAGAGUGACACCCCUGAUAGACCUGGUCCUGCAUAACAUUAAAUAUGUAAUAUUUCCUGUGUGACAUUUUCUAGUUCUGGCUUUCUCUCUCAUUGUCUUCUGUGUGUUCAUAUGCUCACAUCCUUUGUGUUAUAACCAAGAAUUUGAAAUAUGGCAAGAGAGCUAAACCUAGUAGGCAGAGGUGAAUACUAAAGUUGGAGAUCUGUGAACCUCAAGUUGUGCCUAGGUACCUUUCAUGUCUUUAGCUACUACGUGUUCAGUAAAUUUGAAGGAUUGUUCCUAAUAAAGAAACAAUCCCUCAUUUACAUUCUCCCUCGUUAACAUUCUUGAUUGCCUCCUUUCUGUGAAUAGCCAGCCUUAUCAUUUUGUAGCUGCUCCUAUGUCUCCCAGUGAGCAGAGAAGUGACACUGAUGACACUGCAGACUCCUACGGUGAAGGUACCUUUGAAACCAGGCAGAAGUCUUAUGGAUUGGAUUCGACUAACUAAAAGUGGAAAAGACUUGACUGGUUUGAAAGGAAGAUUAAUUGAAGUGACUGAAGAAGAACUUGCUAAACAUAACAAAACAGAUGAUUGCUGGAUCUGUAUAAGAGGGCUUGUCUAUAAUGUCACUCCGUAUAUGGAGUAUCACCCUGGUGGUGAAGGUGAACUAAUGAAGGCAGCAGGAGCUGAUGGUACAGAUCUUUUUGAUCAGGUUCACCGCUGGGUCAAUUAUGAGUCUAUGUUGAAGGAGUGUCUUGUUGGAAGAAUGGCACUCAAGCCUAUUGCCCUCCCCAAAGAAUCUACUUCUGCUUUAUCUGAAGAGAAGAAAUGUCUAAAUGGCAUGCUUCCUGAAAGUAAAAUAGUGGGUACUUCUAAAAGUUUCGCUCCAAGCUAUGAUUGGUUCCAAACAGAUUGUUCUGUCACAGUUGUUGUAUAUACUAAACAAAAGGGCAUGAAUUCAGAAAUGGUGAUACUUGACUAUGAAGAUUCUAGAUUGAGAGGAGAGAUCAUUAUAAGGGACUAUUCAUAUCUCUUAAAUAUUGAGCUAAGUAAUGCUGUUCAGGAAGAUAUUGCUGUACAUGUUGCUGAAAAAGUGGGAAAGGUGGAGAUUGUCCUGAAGAAAAAAGAUAAUAUUCCUUGGAAAAAGCUGGGACAACCCUUGGAGAGUCAUAAUUCAUUUAUCAAGCGCACAGACCAAGGGCUUUAUUAUAGAAAGUGUAAAUUGAUUUCCAAAACAGAAGUCACCCAUGACACCAGACUUUUCUGCUUACUGUUGCCACAAAGCACUCAUUUCCAGGUUCCUGUUGGACAGCAUGUUUAUCUCAAACAAAUAGUUACAGGUAAAGAGGUAGUGAAACCAUAUACCCCAGUAUCUUGUUCCCUGCAAACGCAUUUUAAGGAACCAUCUUGCCAUGAUGGAGCAUGUCUAUUUUUAAUGAUCAAAAUUUAUCCCAGUGGAUUGUUCUCAUCAGAACUUGACCGCCUACAGAUUGGAGACUAUAUUUAUGUGAGCAAUCCUGAGGGUAGCUUUCAGAAGUGCCAGGUUCAAACUUUGGAAGAUUUGUUUUUAUUGGCAGCAGGCACAGGCUUCACUCCAAUGAUUAAACUACUGAAUUACGUUCUGACUAACGUUAAUAGUCUCUGGACAGUGAAAUUGAUGUUCUUCAAUAAAACAGAAGAUGACAUACUUUGGAGAGACCAGCUGGAACAGUUAAUCCUUCAAGAUAAAAGAUUUGAGGCUCAGUUUAUUCUUUCAGAGCCAAGUAAAGAAUGGAAUGGCAAACGAGGGAAAAUAUCUUCAUCUCUGCUUUCUGAGUUUUUUAAAAGGAGCAAACAAGAUUCCAAAGUACUUAUAUGCAUCUGUGGUCCAGCACCUUUUACAGAGCAAGGAGAACGGUUUCUGAAGGAUCUUGGCUAUUGCAAAGAAGAGAUCCAUAGUUUUACUGCAUAAGCCAACAUGAAGAUAUCACUGUUUAUAUGAUGCAAUUUUAUUUAUUUACAUUCAUGAUUAAAUUUCAAUUCUUAAAAUGAAAGCCAUUUUGUAUGGCUUAAAAUUUGACUCUUGGUAUCAGAUUAUAUUUCUUGAAUAGAAUAUGUCUUUGGGGGAAAGGAUUUUGUACUGUGUUUUCUCUUGUUUUGUAUUUUUUUUGCUAAAAUUCAACUAGGGUAAUAAUUUAUUGUAGAGGCAAGUACAUUUUUACAGUACACAUUAUAUUAGAUGUUAAAUUUUGUUGGUACACAAGGACUCUUCAUAGCUAUAAUUUAUCACCAUUGUAAGCACUGUUACAUAAAAAUCUACUUGAAACAUUUAUUGCAUUUCUAUAUAUAAAAUGUCUUAUUAGCAAUACUGUCUGAAUUUAAAUAUUGCACUGUUAACUCAGGUAAAUGAUCGCUUCCAGUAUGUUCUCAUUGUUGAUCUCUGAAAUCUGUUUGACUGGUAAGUGAUCGAAACAUGUUAUUGAACUUGUACAUAAUGUUGAACAAUAAAAGAUAAAAUGCCUUUGUAUGACAGUGUAAAUUCAGAUGCAUUAAGUAGUAAAAAGGUUAAAAAUAUGGCACU